Molecule: messenger RNA, 1215 nt
Organism: Diatraea saccharalis (sugarcane borer)
Lineage: Eukaryota; Metazoa; Arthropoda; Insecta; Lepidoptera; Crambidae
Source: the annotation of a GenBank genome assembly
AUGAGAACCAAGAAAGGUCAUAGGAUAUGCGAACUCCAUGGACAAAAGCUUAUAAUGCCCCACCCCCGAAGGGCUAAACAACAAGCAGGAGUUUACCCGCUAAAACUCAGCGAUGUCCCUCGCAUGGAAGGCGAUGCGCGGGAUCGGCUCGGCGGCCGUACACCGCGCGGUUCGCCCUCAUUUCGGCCCGCCCUGAAAUGGGCAGAUCCCUCUGCGGGUUGGGGGGAGCAGGGUCCCACUUGCGAGCGGGAAUCUCCGUUCAAGCAUCAGCCGCCACAGUCAAAUAGAUCAGAGUCUUCAUCGUCGUCGGCGGACACAGCGUCGCAGGGCUCGGGUUCAGCCGCCGCACCCGCGCCGCGCCCUAGAAGACAUGAACCCCAGAGAGAAGAGAGGCGCGUGGAGGCCAACAACGCGCCGAGAGUACAGCCUAACCCGUUAUUGAGGUCGCGGACCCUCCCCAACUUCGGCGAGCGUCGUUCCCGUGAGGCGUCCCGGUGCGACACCUCGCGGCGAGCGCAUCACAUCACCAUGGCCACCGAGGACCUGCUGCAGCCCGGGCACGUGGUCAAGGAACGAUGGAAGGUGGUGAAGAAAAUUGGUGGCGGCGGGUUCGGCGAGAUCUACGAGGGUCUGGACCUGGUGACCCAGGAGCAGGUGGCACUCAAGGUGGAGUCCGCGCGCCAGCCCAAGCAAGUGCUCAAGAUGGAGGUCGCCGUGCUGAAGAAACUGCAAGGCAAGGAGCACGUGUGCCGUUUCAUCGGGUGCGGUCGCAACGCGCGCUUCAACUACGUGGUGAUGCAGCUGCAGGGCCGGAACCUGGCCGAGCUCAGGCGCGCCCAGCCGCGGGGCGCCUUCUCGCUGUCCACCACGCUCAGGUACACCGCCGCCCACUCAUGCCCGCCUGGUUCGGUAAAAAUCCUAUAUUAUGCCUUAUGCUAUAAUUUAUCAGUUCUGACGUUCUACAAGCGUGAGCAUGAGCAGAGCAGAGUGAGUAUAUCUUGUUUUUCCAGAUUGGGUCUCCAAAUAUUGAAAGCCAUAGACUCUAUACAUUCUGUCGGAUUCCUACAUAGAGACAUUAAGCCGAAGUGUCGACUUAUCCCAUAUGUUAACAAAAAAGCUUCUACUUCUAAAUGUGCAGCAUUUAACUUGGCCGAAAUUAUGGACGAUCAAAAUAAUCUCUCAGUACAAUAUGUGAAAUCAGCAGGGUCAAACUGA